UGAAAGAGCUGUCUCUUCCAGCGCGGUUGCCUCCGGUGCUGUGGCCGCAGUGAGUCAGAGGCGUGGCGGACGGGUUACAGGGCACCCACCCAGCUGCCCUCGAGCGGACGGGGAGAGCCCUUCCCGGGAAGAGAGCGGAGCAGGCUGUGCGGAGGCUUCGGGUGGGUUCUUGCUGGUCCCCGCGGGGUCCGUCUGCGCGUCCCCCGUUCCGGUCUCGGGAUUCCGGCCCUGCGUGGUCCUCCGGAUCGUAGAGCACGGGCUGGCGCUGCCCGAGGGCAGUUCGUGGUGCGGGAGGGUGUUUGAUCCCGAGGGAACGCGCUCGGUCAGGCUAGCGCUGCAGCUUGCGAAUCGAGGGGCCGUCCGUGCUCCCCGCGGACCCUUGCCUGCAGAACCCGGCACCGGUUGUCGGACUCAAACUUUCUGAGGAAGCUACCAGCUCCGUUUUUAUGUGCGAUCUCCGGACUUUUAAAUAUUGACGGGUAGAUUUUUUUCCUUAAUGCAAGCCACGGAAAACGUGUCUUCUGGAAUGGGCUGGCGAGCCACUCCUGUCCAUCUCUGCGCGGCACAGGAGUAAAGGGUGAUGUCGCUGCUGUUCCUGUUCCUUCUUGUGGUCUGCUUGAGUGAUCUGAGUCUCGCGGCACACUGUCAGUCUCGUUAUGCUGAAGAGGAAUUACGUAUUCGAGGAUAUUCACCUAGCUUAGAAGAAACUAUGUUUCAUGAAAUGUAGACUGCGUCAGUUUUCCUCCGAGUGCAAGAAAAAGGCUUCAGGGACAUUAUCUGAGAGGUAGGAGAUAAAUUGUUAUUCUCCAACUGUGGCUUGAGGACCACCUGCAUCCAAGUUACCUGCUGAGAUUAAAAUUCAGAACUCCCCACCUCACUCCCUAAUUAAGUGAAUCGCAGCCACCAGGAGUGGAGUUAAGAGCCUGCGAACUGCUGAAAUUUGACUGAAAUUUGACAACCGUUGCACUAGAGCAUCAGCUUCAAUACAGUAUCAACAGGUUAACUUGGCACAAUGGGAAUACACGGGUUAUUGCAGUUUAUCAAAGAAGCUUCCGAACCCAUCCACGUGAGGAAGUAUAAAGGCCAGGCAGUCGCUGUGGACACGUACUGUUGGCUUCACAAAGGAGCCAUUGCUUGUGCCGAAAAGCUGGCCAAAGGUGAACCUACCGAUAAGUAUGUAGGAUUUUGUAUGAAAUUUGUAAAUAUGUUACUGUGUCAUGGGGUCAAGCCCAUUCUCGUAUUUGAUGGGUGCACUUUACCUUCUAAGAAAGAAGUGGAGGUGUCCAGGAGAGAAAGACGGCAAGCCAACCUUCUCAAGGGAAAGCAGCUUCUCCGAGAGGGGAAGGUCUCUGAGGCCAGAGAGUGUUUCACCCGCUGCAUCAACAUCACACACGCGAUGGCGCACAAAGUGAUUAAAGCUGCUCGGGCCCAGGGCGUCGACUGCCUCGUGGCGCCCUAUGAAGCGGACGCGCAGCUGGCCUAUCUCAACAAAGCCGGCAUUGUCCAAGCCAUAAUUACGGAGGACUCGGACCUGCUCGCGUUCGGCUGCAAAAAGGUGAUUUUAAAGAUGGACCAGUUGGGAAACGGACUGGAAAUCGACCAGGCCCGGCUGGGCAUGUGCAGACAGCUGGGUGGGGUGUUCACAGAGGAGAAGUUCCGCUACAUGUGCAUCCUGUCGGGCUGCGACUACCUCUCUUCACUGCGUGGGAUCGGGCUGGCCAAGGCCUGCCGAGUGCUCCGCCUGGCCAACAACCCCGACAUUGUGAAGGUUAUCAAGAAAAUCGGAUAUUAUCUCAAGAUGAAUAUAACAGUACCAGAAGAUUACAUCAAAGGAUUUAUUCGGGCCAACAAUACCUUCCUCUAUCAGCUAGUUUUCGAUCCCAUCAGAAGGAAACUCAUCCCUCUGAACGACUAUGGAGAUGACAUUGACCCUGGAACCCUAAGCUAUGCUGGGCGGUAUAUUGAUGAUUCUAUAGCUCUUCAAAUAGCACUUGGAAACAAAGAUAUAAAUACUUUUGAACAGAUUGAUGACUACAAUCCAGACACUGCUAUGCCUGCCCAAGCAAGAAGCCGUAGCUGGGACGACAGAACGUGUCAGAAGCCAUCCAACACUGGAAGCAUCUGGCACAGGAAUUACUGCCCCCGACUGGAGCCGGAUGUUGUUCCAGCCGCUGCAAGACCGAAGGGCAACCCAAGCACUGUGGGCAUCGAACAGGUGAUCAGCACCAAAGGUUUAAAUCUCCCCAGGAAGCCGUCCUCUCUGAAGAGACCAAGAAGUGAGGGGCUGUCGGAGGACGAGCUGCUGGGUCAGUAUUCCCCUUCGUUUCCGAAGAAGACCAAGAGAAACGGCUGCGAUGGUAGUAAGUCACUGAGCUCGUCCAGAGUGCGCAUGCCCGACCUGCUGGACGCCACUGCUGUUCAGAAGAGCUUAAGCGCGCCCCCCGCGGCCAGGAAUAAGUUCGCAGCGUUUUUACAGAGAAAAAACGAGGAGAGCGGCGCAGUCGUGGUUCCAGGGACCAGGAGCAGGUUUUUUUGUAAUUCUCUGGAUUCUACGGACUGUCUGUCAAAGAAAGCAAGCAGCCAGCCUCUAGGUGAAACUGCUGUCGCAGACAAAAAGACCAGUCUAAGUGAAUCGGAUUGUCUGGAGGGCACGAAACUGGGUGAUCUAAGUGAAUCAGAUAGUCUGGAGGAGAAGAAGCCGGUUGAUCUAAAUGAAUCAGAUAGUCUGGAGGGAGAAAAGCUGGGUGAUCUAAAUGAAUCGGAUAGUCUGGAGGGAGAAAAGCUGGGUGAUCUAAAUGAAUCGGAUAGUCUGGAGGGAGAAAAGCUGGGUGAUCUAAAUGAAUCAGAUAGUCUGGAGGACAAGAAGCUGGUCAAUCUAAAUGAAUCGGAUUGUCUAGGGGGCAAGAAGCUGGGUGAUCUAAGUGAAUCGGAUAGUCUGGAGGGCACGAAGCUGGUAGAUCUAAGUGAAUCCAAUUGUCUGGAGGGCACGAAGCUGGGUGAUAGGAAUGUUGCACAUGACUCAAGUGACCAGACUCCAGGUAAUGUAACUGUGCUUGCUGGUGAAGAGUCCCAGUACUUUAAGACCAGCAAAUUCACAAGGACUGUUUCACCACCCACCCUGGGGACACUAAGAAGUUGUUUUAGUUGGUCUGGAAGUCUUCGAGACUUUGCAAGAACCCCGAGCCCCUCUCCAAGCACCACAUCGCAUCGGUUCCAGAGAAAGGCUGGCUCCCCCGGCUCCCAGCCUGAGCCCAAGACGCCCGAUGUAUCGUCUCAGGUGACGAGCGGCGAGUCCGGGGAUGACGCGCAUCCCUCGCGUGACGUCGGGCGGCCGUCACAGUCCCCGGAGAGUGUGGAGCUGUCACCGCUCAGCCUGAGUGCAUCGGAACUUUCUCAGCCUUCGAGUAAGGACUUCGACUCAGAGGAAUCUGAUUGCAAUUUUAAGUCACUCAAUAAUCAAGGUAAUCAGAAAUCCAAGCUACAUUUAUCUCACAUUUCAAAAAAAGACACUCUUCUAAGGAACAAGGUUUCCGGGCUGUAUAAAUCCAGCUCUCUGGACAGUCUGUCUACAACCAAGAUCAAACCCCUGGCACCCGCCAGAGCCAGUGGGCUGAGCAGGAAGCCAGCCGGCAUCCAGAAGAGGAAGCACCACAAUGCCGAGAACAGGCCUGGAUUACAGAUAAAAAUCAACGAGCUCUGGAAGAACUUCGGAUUUAAAAAAGAUUCUGAAAAGCUUCCUUCAUGUAAGAAGCCAGAUCCUCUGUCUCCAGUCAAGGAUAAUAUCCAACUAACUCCGGAAACAGAAGAAGAAAUAUUUAACAAACCAGAGGGCACGCGUGUUCAGAGAGCAAUAUUCCAGUGAACACGGGCAGCUGCGAAGCUGCCGCCUGUGAGAGACCGUCUGUCGACUUGAAGCCCCGCUCGGAA
Molecule: messenger RNA, 3927 nt
Organism: Phyllostomus discolor (pale spear-nosed bat)
Lineage: Eukaryota; Metazoa; Chordata; Mammalia; Chiroptera; Phyllostomidae
Gene: EXO1
Product: exonuclease 1
Exons: 14
Coding region: 1013-3862 (949 amino acids)
Biological process (GO): mismatch repair; DNA recombination
Cellular component (GO): nucleus
Molecular function (GO): DNA binding; metal ion binding; 5'-flap endonuclease activity
Source: RefSeq, a predicted model, not a curated record